CCGGGAGGUUGUCUGGAUAAAAAGUUUGCGGUGGUGAUCUGAGCUAAGUUAAGACAAGAGGGGGACAUUAUUGUGAAUCUGUAUCCGUGCGAGUAUGACCGACGCAGAAGAGCAGAGCGCCCCAUCGUCGGCACCAGUGGAAGAACCGCCACAGCUGGAGAGAAAAAUUUUAGCCUCUGCAGUCCAAGGCACGGUGAAAUGGUUCAACGUGCGCAAUGGCUAUGGCUUUAUCAACAGAAACGACACCAAAGAAGAUGUCUUUGUUCAUCAGACUGCCAUCAAGAACAACAACCCCAGGAAGUUCCUUCGCAGUGUUGGAGAUGGGGAGGUGGUGGAGUUUGAUGUGGUCGAGGCCGCCAAGGUAGGUAAACCUGGCUCUGAGGCAGCCAACGUGACCGGGCCUAGCGGGGUUCCUGUGAAAGGCAGCCGCUAUGCGCCCAACAAACGUCGCUUCCGCCGCCGCCGCACCUCCCCUCACAGCCCUCAGCCCGAUGAUAAGGGUGACGGCACCUCUGUCCCCACCUCGGAAGGGGAAGGGGAGAAUGGUGGUGAACGACCCGCACCGCGACGACGCAGGCCCCGCCGACCCAGGCGGGAAGGACGAGAGGGUGAGUCAGGGGAACAGGAGGGAGCAGUGGAAGGCGACCAGCAGAGGCCACCACCACGCAGGUUCAGGCCCCAGUACCGCAGGCCAUUCCGUCCUCGCCUACCCCCUGCGGAGGGUAAGCAGGAUGGCAGCGCCCCCACCGAGAGGCAGGAAGGCCAGGCAGCGGACGGACAGAAAGAGGUGGAGGCCCAGGAGGUCCAGCAGACAAACGGGAAGCAGGCCAAUGAAGAUGGCCAGAAACCCCGCCGACAGUUCAGCCGCCGCAGGCAGAGGAACUCUGAGUCGAACACUGUCUCUAAAGAUGGGACAGAGAAGCCAGCCUUGGGGCCUAGUACCACCCCUCAGACCUCCAAGCCAGCUGACGUCAAGGCCUCCCCCAAGUCUUCCCCUAAAGGCUCCCCCAAGAUGUCCCCCAAGUCCUCUCCCAAAACCAUCCACCAAUCACCAGAGGCACCUGCCACGACAGUUCCCGUGGCGGCAGAAUGACGCCUCUGAGCAGAUGGUGUCACGUGACCCCAGGCAAGCGGUGCGACUCCACGCUAAACUGAUGCAACCUUUCAGGGGUUGGGUGGAGGAGGGGUUUGGGUUACGCCUAUUGCACUACUACAUUGCACUACAAAACCGC
Messenger RNA from Oncorhynchus gorbuscha (pink salmon), 1232 nucleotides. Its product is annotated as Y-box-binding protein 2-A-like. The record is from RefSeq and is a predicted model, not a curated record. Lineage: Eukaryota; Metazoa; Chordata; Actinopteri; Salmoniformes; Salmonidae. Gene Ontology annotation, molecular function: nucleic acid binding. The transcript has 9 exons. Bases 95 to 1093 code for a protein of 332 amino acids. Gene Ontology annotation, cellular component: nucleus. Gene Ontology annotation, biological process: regulation of gene expression.